Molecule: messenger RNA, 1801 nt
Organism: Ostrea edulis (European flat oyster)
Lineage: Eukaryota; Metazoa; Mollusca; Bivalvia; Ostreida; Ostreidae
Product: T-box protein 12-like
Exons: 9
Coding region: 1-1293 (430 amino acids)
Biological process (GO): regulation of transcription by RNA polymerase II; positive regulation of DNA-templated transcription; cell fate specification
Cellular component (GO): nucleus
Molecular function (GO): RNA polymerase II cis-regulatory region sequence-specific DNA binding; DNA-binding transcription factor activity, RNA polymerase II-specific
Source: RefSeq, a predicted model, not a curated record
AUGGAGAAUCACGCGACCUCUUUCCAAAACAGAGAUUGUAGAGGUAUGAAACAACCCGAAGUGCUCAGUGGAAACAAUAAAACUCCAGACAAAAGAAUACCAUCAAAUGCAUCAUCAUCGUCAUCAGAUAUGGAGGUUCAAUUGUCAGACGUGGAUGUAUAUCAAAUGUACGCCAAUUCCAACUCUUCUGAAUUUUCUGAAAUGCAGAGUUCUUCAUCUGAAGCUGAAAAGUCUAAGGAUGGUAUUUAUGAUGACAAGAACAACUGCAUCCCACUGAUAAAUGGAUCCAUUGUAUUGUCACUUAUGGAAGCGAAAAUGUGGCACAAGUUUUUGGAGUUGGGGACAGAAAUGAUCAUCAACCGAUCUGGAAGGAGAAUGUUUCCCUACGUGGAAUUUUUCCUUAAAGGUGUAGAUCCAGCUGGGUUGUACGACGUCAUGUUUGAUAUCAUACCCGCCAGUAGCAAAAGCUUUAAGUUUCUCAACAACAAGUGGAUACCGAUAGGAAAGAAGGACGAAGAAUUUAGAAAUCAUCCAUUCAAACACCCGGAUUCUCCACGUAUUGGAUCAGAUUGGAUGAGUCGGAAAAUUUCCUUUGAGAAAAUUAAAUUGUCAAAUAAACCUGAUACAAAGGAUGGAAUAUUUACGCUGCACACAUUUCAGAAGUACUUCGUCUGCAUAUAUAUCGUCAAACAUGAAGAAGAUGACAAGCUCUCAGUCAUGGACUUCCCCAUCCGGGCCACGACCUUCAUUGCUGUGACAGCAUACAACAACAGAAAGGUUACCAAACUCAAGAUUAACAGCAAUCCCUAUUCCAAGGGAUUCCGAUUUCCGGUGAAAAGAGGUCCGCUAGAUUUAUCUAUCAAGAAAGACAGCAGGAAAACAAAAGGCGAAUAUGAAAAGGACAAAGAAGCACAGACGGACAUUACAAUAGGAGACGCUAAAACGUGGUUUUCCUUUCUUGGAUAUCCACUUGCGGAUAAGUCCGCUGAUAUGGCUCUGUCAUUCUUCCAUAUGUUCCCUUACCUCACAAGAAAAAUGCGUGAACAAGACGUAUGCAGUGAUGGACAGAGAAUGGGUUUUCCAGAGAGAUACCCGGAAUUUAAAUCAUCGAAUCAGCAUUCAAACGCAACUGCAAAAGCAGUUAACAAAGAAAACAACUUACAGAGCACAGAACGUGAACGUGAGAUGAGAAAGGAGCGUCUGAAGGAGUACAAUACCAGAAUAGAAAUGUGGAAACGGGACAAAGAAGACAUUUAUCCUGACAAUCCCAAACAGAUGAAGAACUCAUGGUGAAGAAAUUUCAUCACUUUUCCUCUCGUAAAAUAAGAUUUGGAGUAUCCAGAAAUCAAUUUGUGUGUCUAGAUGUUUGAAUGUUUGAAUAUGUGUAUAUAUGUCUGUCCAUUUUGUAACCCACGAGUUAAUACUUGGUCUAGUAUUAAUAAGGUACUUUAUUGCAAUAGUGGUAGGAUUAUUUUUCACAGUUAAUUCAUUUACUUAAUUAUAUCUAUAUAUGGCAAACCUUUGGUCACAUAUAGACUAUCAGUUUAUUCAUGUGCUAAAUUCAGGCACAAAUACUUGACAUGAUAUCAUCAAACAUAUACAACUAAACGUUUGGCGUCAAUGGACCACAUAUUACAUAAAACCUACAUAUUGUACUUACAUGCAACACUCAAUCGAAAUUGAUAGGCUGAUCCGAGUGGGCUAAGAAUAAACAUAUCAUAUGCGCGUGUCUGAUCCCAGGAGCGAAAGCACAGAACAUUGUCUGCGUUGCAUCUAGCAGCCAUAAAAAUUAUAAUCUUGA